UUCUCGCCUGGACCUUUAAAGCGAACAUUUCGCAGAGAGUGGUUUAAAUUGGCGAUUUGCUUGUAGAAAAGAAAGGACAUGCAUUAAAUGUAGCUAAAUUUUAUUGACAGCUAUGGUUUAUUUGUAUGAACCUAUUUUCCCAAUUGUUAAUUGAAAUAAAACCCAAAGUUUUGAUGAUAAAAAACUUAAGUAGUUUUGCAACAGAUUUGGUAGGCAUUUUGAUUACCAAAGAUUUUCCCAAGAGGGAACACUGAUUAUAUGAUCUCAGUCCCUGGUCUUGCUACCACUUUAACCAGGUAACACGUUUGAAAGAAAAAUUAGCGAAAUGAGAGAGUAUCCCAUUGUGCCAUCCUUUGUCGAUUUAUCAAGCCUUCAUUAUAAUUGUAAACAACGCCUUCUACUCCUUUCGUUUAUGACGUCACGAAUGUAUUCUUUUUUUUGUCAAACACACUAAAGAAAUAUAAUCGCCCCGUUACUGUCUCUACUUAUAUGAUAUUUGAUGUCUGUAAAUCGGAUAUAAUUUCCUAGAACAUCCAACAGCUAAAAACUAAGUUCGAACAAGUUUGCCUCAAUCUGGUUUGAGCAAAAGUAACUUGAGUUGAACAUCAGACCAACACCAGCAACGGCACUAAGCAACGAACCGAAAUGGUGGUUCAAAACGAAAGCUUAGCUACAAAACGCGCUUAGCCUCGCUGCAGUUUGUUUGCGAAGUUCGUGCUAAAAGGUGGUGUUGGAAAGAAAUAUAUUCUGUUACGCGUACGUUAAGCGUGAAACACAAAAAUUUGUGAAAAAGUGCAAAUGUAUAUAUAAAUAAGCAUUGCUUUACAACAGUAAAUCAAAGGCAGAUGUAAAUGUGCAUUGUUUAUGUGUUGCGAAAUCGACAGCCGUGAAGCCCGCGCGGAAAGUAUUUAAAAUUAGUGCAAAUAAUUUGAAUAUUUGCUUUUUAAGCCCGGAAAUUUGAAAUUGAGUAAACUGCAUUUCCUACAGAGGAAAAAGUACACGAUAAACAAUAAUUAUAGAGCAUGAAAUUUUGAAUAAUGAAAGCAAAUUAUUGAAACAGCGUCCAUUAAAAUACAUUAGCCAAAUGCGUUUAUAGCCACAUAGUUAGUAGGCAGAAUUCCAAAAUAGGAAGUAGCAAAGAAACAAAGUGAGAAAAUAACUAAAAACCUAUAAAUAACUUAUUUUUGCCAAAGCAAAUACAAAAAACUAAGCCAGUGGGAGAGUGGCGAAGAAAAGUAAGAAACGUAACAGCUAAACAAGUGCAAGGAACCGCAAACAGUCGCCCACUUUGUGCACGCUGCACUACCGCGUAUCUGUCUCGCCGUUUGCGUGUCGCGCAUGUGCAGUGUUUUGUUUAGAUAUUUUGUCUCUCAAACAUACGUAUUUCUGCAACAAAAAACCAUACAGCAUGCCAAUUUUUCGCUAUUAACGCGCAUUUUGUUGUCUGUUUCUUACUUUUUCAAAUUAUUUUCUCUAAUUGUGGCUUAAGCAACAGCUCUGCACAGUUUUGGGUGCGUUAAGUGUGUUUUUCUUUGAACUACUGUGAGUAAUAGAAGGAAAACAUAAUAAUAACACAACGAAGAUGCUCAAAAGUGAAAUUUUUAGUCUUUGGCUGCUGGCAUUUGCCUCUUUCCUUGCAUUGCAGUUGCUCGCCGGCUCCGCUGAAGCCUUCACCAUACUCUCGCCCUUCAGCUACACCUCUUUGAGCUUUAAGAAUCUGCUUAAUUCAGUGUUUUUAGCCAGUAAUGCGAAUUUGGCGGGUGGUGGGAGAAAUCUAAAAUCGGAUAUUCUUGAGGAUGCGUCACUGAUAACGCCGAAAUUGAUACGCAAGUACGGUUACCCAUCGGAGACACAUACAGUGGUCACAAAGGAUGGCUAUAUUCUGGAGAUGCAUCGCAUACCAAAACGUGGCGCCCAGCCAGUGCUUCUCAUGCAUGGCAUAUUGGACACAUCGGCCACAUGGGUGCUGAUGGGACCGAAGUCGGGGUUGGGUUACAUGCUAUCAGAUCUCGGUUACGACAUCUGGAUGGGCAAUGCGCGUGGCAAUCGCUAUUCGAAGAAUCACACCAGCCUCAAUAGCGAUUACCAGGAAUUCUGGGAUUUCACCUUUCACGAAAUGGGAAAAUUUGAUUUACCUGCAAACAUUGAUUAUAUCCUCAGCAAAACCGGUUACGAACAGCUGCACUACAUAGGUCACUCACAGGGCACUGCAGUCUUUUGGGUUUUGUGUUCUGAGCAGCCCUCGUAUACACAAAAAAUUUUAUCGAUGCACGCUCUGGCUCCCAUAGCGUUCAUUUCUGACAUGAAGAGUCCGCUUUUUCGAACAUUGGUUGUGUUUUUAGAUUUUUUAACGGCGGCAACACGCAUGCUACGCAUUACUGAAUUUAUGCCCAACACAAAGUUGUUUGUAGAUCAUACCCAAGUGGUAUGCCAUGACAACGCAAUGACACAGGAUGUCUGUUCAAAUAUCUUGUUCCUGGUGGCCGGCUACAAUUCGGAGCAAUUGAAUAAGACAAUGCUACCAGUCAUGUUGAGUCAUACACCUUCAGGGGCAUCAAUUAAACAACUGGAACACUUCGGGCAGCUAAUGAAAUCGGGGAAUUUUCGUCAAUUCGAUCGUGGCUUUUUGCGCAAUCAACUCCAAUACAAUCGUAUGACACCGCCCGAUUAUGAUCUGUCCAAGGUGAAGGUGCCUGUGGCACUUUACUAUUCGAUGAACGAUAUGUUGGUAUCGACGACGGGUGUCGAUCAUUUGGCACGCGAGUUGCCCGAUGUUAUUGAUAAAUACUUGGUGCCCAUGGAGAAGUUCAAUCAUUUGGACUUUUUAUGGGCGAUUGAUGUCAAGUCACUAGUGUACAAUCGCCUCGUAAGGAAUAUUAGGCGCGUGGAGAAUUACAAGCAAAAGCGAACGCUACAAAUUAAUGCGAGCAUACAGCAGUUGAGUACGCAUCUACAACAACAACAUUUACAACUAUUGCAUCAACGACAACAACGGCAACAGCAGAAACACUUGCGGGAACAGCAACAAUUGGAAAACCAACAACUACAAAGAAGCGGAAACACUCGCUCUAAUUUCCAUACAAUUGCUAAUGGAAAUUUAAAUUCAAUAAAAAUUGGCAGCGAUGGUCAGCCUAUAAAUGGACGCUUACAUCCGCAUGGUGAGACCGUUUAUUCAACUUAUGCUUCAAUUUUGCCGAAUCUCAUGCCGCCAACAGCUACAGCGCCAUCUCUAAAACCCACACCGCCAAUACCGACGACGCUGCCAAUCGUCAAUACGAACUCGAAUCAGUAUUUAUCCGUGGAUGGGGAUAUACAUCCAGUUUAUAAACCAAGUGUAAAUGAGCACGAAACUAUAGACAAAGAAAGUGUUUCAAAUUCUAAUAUACCCCUAGACGCCAUGUCAGUUUUGCUCUCUAAUACACAGUCGAAUAUGGAAGUCACGACCACGAAUGUGGCACCAUUUGACUUCUCGGAAACGUCGGAAAAAGUCGUAGAAGGGAGCGCGUGAAGCAAACUACAAUUGUAGUUAGUUUUUAUGCAAUUCCAGUGAACUAUUCAUGUUUUUUAAGUUAUUUUUAAAUUUUCGCGGCAUGACUAAAAGAAAAAUCUUAUUUUAGUUCAUCGUUAUUUUCAUAUAACUUUUAUUCAUUCUUAAGUUGUUUUGUAAAUAAUAAUUUUACUGCAUAUUUUUAUUAAUACUUUUUUAUAUUAUAUUUGUUUUACUUAUUUUUAAAAUUUAGUUGCCAGGUUAAUAUUUUGGUUUUUAUAUUGUUUUAUUCUGUAAGUUCAUUUAUCUUUAAAUAUGUAAGCAUAUAUUUUAUUCACUAACUUUUAUUUUUUAUAUAAGUUGAAUAAAAUAUUAGAUUUUUAAUUAUAAACCGUAAUUAUUGACUGUGAUGACAAACGAUAAACAAACGAAUAAAAAUCUCAGCUGUUGGUGAUUACUUAGUGCAUGAUAUUUUUUGUACAAAAAUAUAAAUAAACAUUAACAUACAUAUAUAACAAAGCAUUUUGAAUGAUCCAUAAGUACUAUCCAUAUAACUAUAUGUUAUGUAUAUAUAUAUGUAUAUGUAACAGCGUGCGUGUAUAAUAAUAAUGGCUUCAUUUUAAAUAUCACGUAGCAGCUCCUACUUUAUUACUAAAUUAAAACAAAUUUGCUCACAGCUCUUGUUUCUGCCACAUAUUUAUUUUUCCCUCUUUCCAAAACCUUCAACUUCUCCCUUCGAGGACUUCAGUGUUUGAUUGCUUCUUUUUAAUAAAAACUCAUUUACGUCUCGAUUAAAAAAUUUAAUUGUCGUUCAUUUUAUAUUAAUUCUAUGUUUAAUUUUGAAUCUAUACACAAUUUUUUACCAAAUCCGAAAAUGCUUAUCGAAGCUGACGCACUCUGUCUUUAUUUUUUAUUUUCUAUUUCAAAAGUUGUUAAAAUAAUACCUAAUUUUUAAUACUUUUAUACAAAUACUUAAACUAAUUUUCGUCAGUUCAUCUAUCUGUCUGUGCAAGCGUUAACUCGAUCAUGAUCUCUGGCAUCCUAAUAAAGUUCAUACUGUAAUUGAGUGAAAUAGCCCUAAUUUGCCAAAUUAGUAUGCCCCCCAAACACCGCUAAUUGAAAACGCCGCCUACGAGCAAAUAUCUUAUUUUAUAGAUUUCAUUAACGUUCCCAUCAUUCAUCGCUAAAAAAAUUGUAAAAAGUGGAUCACUGAACCUCGACCAGUUCCAAUAUAACGCAAUUUUCAAACUAUUUUACUCCUGACAUAUGUAAGAUAGACCAGAUCCAAACGCAAACGGUUCAUACCUUCUCAGUAUGGCCAAUACCAGGAUCCUCAUCCUUCUGGUGGAACUUAAACUAAAUAUAUAUUAGUCAAUAUUUUACAAAUAUCUUUAUCUUACAAAGGAAGAUUUAUCCGCUGACGUAGAAUAGAUACAUUGAUUUCCUUGAAUAUCUUAUAUGGUUUGGUGUCGAAAAUAGCUGAAUUUGGUUCAGACUCUAGCCUCCAAAUACAAAAUUUUGUUUAUAAUAAAAUUUUGCAGAUACAUGGAUACAACUAUUUCAGCCGUCUUUACUUCUAACAAAUUGCGAGAGUAUAGUAAAUGUUCGGCGACAGCCCUUAUUACUAGUUUUAACUAAUUAGUUUAGUUUGUAAAUAUAUACAUCAAUCAUAUUAGUCUUACACUUUAGUUUUUAAUUUUGUAUAUUUAUAAUUCAAAAAUAAAAUUUGUCAAUAUACGGAUAGUUUGUA
Messenger RNA from Bactrocera oleae (olive fruit fly), 5237 nucleotides. RefSeq names its product lipase 3. Gene Ontology annotation, biological process: lipid metabolic process. NCBI's taxonomy places the organism in Eukaryota, Metazoa, Arthropoda, Insecta, Diptera, Tephritidae. The record is from RefSeq and is a predicted model, not a curated record.